Molecule: messenger RNA, 989 nt
Organism: Drosophila persimilis
Lineage: Eukaryota; Metazoa; Arthropoda; Insecta; Diptera; Drosophilidae
Product: proteasome subunit alpha type-6
Exons: 2
Coding region: 22-768 (248 amino acids)
Biological process (GO): ubiquitin-dependent protein catabolic process
Cellular component (GO): proteasome core complex; cytosol; nucleus
Source: RefSeq, a predicted model, not a curated record
AUCAUCAGCAGAACUUCAGAAAUGUCGCGUUUAACGGCAGGCCUUGAUCAGCAGAUCACCAUCUUCUCGCCAUCGGGGGAUUUACAUCAGAUCGACUAUGCCAGGAAAGCGGCAGCCUUGGAGAACACCACAGUGGCGCUGAAGACCAAAAACGCAGCAGUUCUGGCCACCCAGAAGCGGAUUACCGACAAAACCAUCGUGCCGCGGUCGGUGAAGCAUUUGUUUCGCAUCACCCCAAAGAUUGGCUGCUGCAUGACAGGCCGCAUCGGCGACUCCCACUUUCAGGUGCGGCGGUCCCGCAACGAGGCCAGCAAAUUCAGAUACACCUGCGGCUACGAUGUCACAGCCAAGGCGCUGUGCGAACGCAUGGCGGACAUCAAUCAGGUGUACUCGCAGCAUCCCGAAAUCCGUCCGCUCGGCUGCAGCAUGAUUCUGAUCGAGUACGACGAAAAGCUGGGCCCCACGCUCCACAUGACGGAUCCCGGGGCCGACUGCAACAGCUACAAGGGCUGUGGCCUGGGUCCACAGGCUGACCAGGCGGAGGCGUUCUUGGCGGCCCACUUGAAGGGGGGUACCCGUAAUAUGUCCGAGGAGAAGGCCAUACAGCUGGCCCUCGAAUGCCUGGGCACUGUCUUGGAUAUUCGCUUCGAGCCGCUGCACUUGGAGGUGGGCAUUGUGAGCAAGGCUCAUCCAGAAUUUCGGAUGCUGGACGAAAUGGAGAUUGCAGAGCAGCUGAGUAAUAUGCUAAGAUCUUCACAGGGCUCUUAAGAAACCCCGCACCCAAAGACAUUACUACAUUAGACAUUACUUCUACUCUACACAAGACAUAACAUCUACAUGUAGUAGACUCAAGCAAAAGCUCCCUGGAGAGCGCGACUCCAGCAUAAGGCUUGAAGGGCCAAACGAGAGCCCUCAACCGAGGGGCUCUACCGCAUGACGAGUGACAUAUGUAAAGUACAUAUACAUCUACAUGCAAUACCUAUCGAAUA